AUGGCGCGCGGCCACUACGAGCGGCUACCGAUCAGAGUGGUACCCAUUGACGGUGGAGGAGGAGAGGAAACCAUCGCUUCUAUGGAGGCGUAUUUCGCGGUGAGAAGCUACAUGGCGGAGAUGUUGGAAAGGUGUGGGAAGAGAGGGUAUUGGGUGUACGGCGAGAAAGAGGCGCGGGGUUUUAUGAGGAGAAAAGAUCGGCCCCCAAAAUAUGAGCUUUCUGUAGCUGAUUCAGUUGUUUGUCUCUUCUUCUUCUAG
Linum tenue is the source of this 258-nucleotide messenger RNA. NCBI's taxonomy places the organism in Eukaryota, Viridiplantae, Streptophyta, Magnoliopsida, Malpighiales, Linaceae. The record is from the annotation of a GenBank genome assembly.